Messenger RNA from Leptomonas pyrrhocoris, 2473 nucleotides. RefSeq lists its product as hypothetical. Gene Ontology annotation, molecular function: protein binding. The transcript has a single exon. NCBI's taxonomy places the organism in Eukaryota, Euglenozoa, Kinetoplastea, Trypanosomatida, Trypanosomatidae. The record is from RefSeq and is a predicted model, not a curated record. The coding region runs from base 149 to 2473 and encodes 774 amino acids.
GUCUUACUUACGCCCCCACAACGUGAAGCGAACGGCGCACUGCACGCAGACUGUUCCUAUCUAGAAAGGGAAAAACCAUCAAACAAGCAAACGAAGGCCGAAGCGAAAGAUAUACCGAAGGCUCUAUUCGUACAUCCGUACCGGUCCGAUGGAGUCACUGCCUCGGGUAGCCUACGGCCCUUCCCCGCCGCCGCAGAGCGCAAAGGGAAAGUUGCGGAUGACGCGCAGCAGCGCACACGGCGAGCAGCGCGCCGCUCAGCUGUCGUCGAGUGCCGCGCGGAGCGCCCCGACCUCCGCCGGCGGCGCUGCGGCCUCCACCCGUCGCGUCCGCGGAGAGGCGCGCCGCCUCGUCGAGGACUACUGGCAAUCCGUCUGGAACUCCCGGCACGACGCGCCGCUCUACCACACCUUCUCCGACCGCUACGGCGGCACUCGCGGUGUGCCUUACGCCUCGCGGCGGGCAGACGCUGCGAGUCGUGCCGCCGCCGCUGAUGCCGCGAGCGUACCGGCGUGCCUGGCGAGGGCAGACGAGGCGUUUGGCGAGGGGCGGAUGUCCGACGCGCGGGCACAGCUGGAGCGUAUCCUUACUCUUCUGCAGAACAGCGCUGAGUCGCAGGGUGUGCUGACGGUGGCGGCGCUUACGCAGCGGCGAGGAACAACGGAGGCAGACCAGCAACGGUCGUUCUGGUUGGCCGAGGCGCUGCGCCGUUUAGGUACACUGGAAAUGAUAUGCGGCCGCUACGCGGAGGCGCGGGAGUUGCUGAAUGGGAGCAUUGCGGCGGAUCCGUUGAACUUGGACACCUACCUGCUGCGCGCGUCGUGCUGUGAGGCGCUGCGCUCCUUCGCUGAUGCCUACGAGGACUACACCAAGUACAUGAAGAUGAAGGAGCCCUCGAUGGAGGUGCUGGCGCACAGCGGAAAGUGCGCGGCAGAGGCAGGACUGUCCGAAGUGGCGCGUGAGCAACUGGGUCGCCUGCUGCGCCUGUCGGAGGAGGUGCUGCUGAGCACCGCGGCAAGCGGCGGGCCAUCCGGCGCAGGCAGUGACAGGAGCGGCGAAGCCCUGCCUCUGCCACUUACCUCCUCCGUCCCGCCUCUCGCGAGUGCGUCGUGGGCUGCUGGGACCCUCACCAUGACAAUGAACGGCACACCCCUGUCGAGCAUCGAGCUUCUCCGCCGCGCCUGCGAUUUUUACGUGGCCCACGCCCACUUCUACCUGGGCUAUGUGGCAGAUAUGUGCUGCACCAACACCGCCGCCGCCGCCUCCAUUACACGCGCAGAGGCCAAACAACUGCGACAAGAGGCCGCGUCGCACUACAAGGCGGUCCUGCGCAACACGGACUACGUGCAAACGUAUGAGGCGAGCGUGGCAACGGCGAUGCAGGCCGAUGACUUCUCCCUCGCACGUCACCUGCUGCGCUACCUGCAGCGCAUGAACCCGCACAGGGCAGACUACUUCCUCGACACCGCGAAGGCGUGCCAUGCGGACGGGGACGUGACGGGCGAAUUAUGCGCGCUGUCCGCCGCCCUCGACCGCGAGCAGACCGCGACGGAGCGGAGGGCAACGCUGCUGGCCCGCGGUGCCGUCUACGCGGACAAGCGGCACGACUGGUCACAUGCAAUUCGCGAUUUCACCCUCCUCCUCAGUAUUCCUGCGCCGGCGGUGGAAGUGGGUGCCGCGGAGGGCCCCGCCACCGGCGACGUGGACUGGUCUACCCCGCUCGCGCUUGUGCGGCGAGCGUUCGCCUAUCGUCAGCGACAGGCGGACGGCGGCCGGAGCGACUUGCUGCAGCGCGAGGACGAGGAGGCAGCGCUCGUCGACUACGCGGCCUUUCUGCAUGCCCUCGUAGCCGCGUGCGAGGCCGCCGGCAUUUCGCGCCAGGAGUACGCCUUGUCCGUUGAUCGGGUACCUCCCCUGUGUCAGCCCAGCGAACUCAUUUCCGCGUUGUUGGUGCUGGCCAACGGCGCGUUUCGUGGGCAUCAGUUCGCGAGCACGGUGGAGUACUUCAGCCGCGCCAUCGCGCUCGGGUGGAACCCGGAGUCGCCCCAGUCCGUGCUGCCGUCGACGGAAAGGCUGGCGGACCAGCUGUACCUCUCUCUGGCCCACCAUGUCAUGUCCCUUUACCCGCUCGAGGAGGAGAUGUUUCGUGCGCCGUACGAAGCACGCGAAGCCACCACGGUGUCGGUGUCCAUCACCAACUCUGCAGGCGGGGAGGUGCGGCGGUCGACCAAGACAGGCGGGACCGGAGCGAGCCGCAGCUCCAGCGGCGAAGGUGAGCGUAACGGCUUCGUCUACCCACCGUUGCUGUACGUCGUUGUCGACCAGCGCUAUCAGCGACUGCGGGCACUCGAGCCGACCUUUUUUGCGGCCAUCGAGGACGCCUUUUUAGAUCUGUGGGAGCCGUACCACAGUGAGGUGGAGCGGCUGCGAGAGGAGGCGCUGUCGUCUCGUGCGGGGCGGCGUGGGAAGCGGUAA